GAUGUAACCUGUACACACUUAGUUGACGGCUUUUUAUAUCUCCGUCGACAGAUGAUGGUGGUAGUUGGUAGGCAACCCAGCAAUUUUUAGUUGUUUUAAAAUCAUAUUAGGAAUUUAAAAGUUGAAUUCUUUUAACCAUACUCCGUUCAACAAGGGAACUGCAGAGAAGCAACGAGGAUUCACGGUCGCAGUCAGUUGGCCACAGACAAGCGGGUCUAAUUCAGAAGUAAUAUAAAAACGGUGUCUUCUGCGAAGGAUUGCUCAUCUCAUACUACCUCCAUCCAUGCUCUACUCUACCAUGCUCUACUGCCAGUUUUGUUUAGUCAACCACUGCUGGUUUGUGUAGUGCUGUAUUUACUGGCAUGACUGCGUCCUGACAGAAUGAAUUAUCAUCAGAGAGCCUGGAGCCAUGGGAGAACGAGGAUACAUACAUGCUCAAGAUAGAUGAUCAUACCAAAAUGAGGAUGGUUCAAUGCAAAGCUGAUGAAAACGAGUCAAUUUGAGAACAUUUGAGUUUCCGAAUAUACUGCAAAUCGGGGACAACAUGGCACUCCGUAACUUUCAUCUGGUUAUCUUUUUGACUUGCAUAGUUUGUCUGCAUGUUUGUGCGGCAGACACAACCAAUGCAGCUGCGGACCAGACUGGAACAGAACCAACGAGUGAGCCUACCACUGAGUUGGAACCCGAACCAACAAGUGAGCCAACACCGGAACCAGAGCCAGAACCGACAAGUAAUCAUCCACCUGAAUCGGCAGAACCAACAUCUCCAGAACCGGAACCAAGCGGUGAGCUAACAUCUCCAGAACCGGAACCAAGUGGUGAGCCUUCUUCAGAACCGGAGCCCAAACCAAGUGGUGAGCCUACUUCAGAACCGGAGCCCGAACCAAGUGGUGAGCCUUCUUCAGAACCGGAGCCCGAACCAAGUGGUGAGCCUUCUUCGGAACCGGAACCAGACACCACAGAGCUCCCACCAUUUGCAGAGCCGGUUCCAGAUUGGAAGAUAGCCUUACCACUCUAUGGGUACUUCUGGUACGUUCAUAUUUACAUCCUCGGCUCACUCUUUGCUCUGUUGGCGUUGUAUUCCUUGGUGAGUCUGAUUCGUCUGAGGAAACGUCGACUGUUGAGCAUGGGUUACUUUGUCGCCCUGAACCUGAUGAUGUUGGUAAUGGGUGUGGAUCGCGCAGUGUAUCUCUUCGUGGACGCGUAUAACCAUAAGCAGAUAUUCCCACUACCAGUUGCAUACAUGCUUCUUGGUAUGGGGUUCCCCUGUCUAUCAUCUGCUUUCAGCAUCUUAUUCCUGGCGUUGCUGAAUUCGACUAAAACACAACUUGUGUCACGGAAGGUACAGGGACCUAAAGCCCUGUCUGCCAUGAUCACGUUUCAUUUUACGAUUUCUAUUUUGGUUGAUGUGAUUGUGGGACUUUUUACAAAAGCUCAAGUCUUGUUGCUCCUCUGCCAGGCAGUCUUUCUCAUCUGGGGACUCUUCUUGUCCGUCAGCUAUCUUGUCAUAUUUCGCAGACUUCACAUUUCGUCCUUGCGACAGUUCCGCGAGUUGAACCGACUCAGCAUGACGAAGCGCACUACAUCACUUUACGGCAUCUCCCCGUUUAUGAAGAAACCGAGAAACAAUUGGAGUAGUGCAAUCAAGGUGACUCUGCUGACCUCCUUCUUUGGAGUAACAAUCGGGCUGCUUCAGCUGUACGGCAUUCUAGUGGUGUAUGGACCGUUGGGUGAAAAGGUUCCAGAGCCUUGGUCCUGGGUUUGGUACCAGCUGGCAUUCAGAAUCUGCGAGUUUGCUAUGUGCGCGCUGAUGAGCUACGUAGCUACUCAGCCGUUUCGGUACACAGUCAGCGGGAAAGAAAAACCCAUGUGUAUGGAGUGUACUAAAUGCAUGUGUUGCAAUGUCAUCACUGGAAAGACGAGUCAUGAUUUGAACGCACACAGUGUGGAUUCUUAUCGACUUGUUAGUGGAGACUUUGACGCUUCAGCGACAUUUCAGGCAAAUGACUACAACCCAACUACAAAUGCCAUGCAAGUCCAACAAGGCAAGCCAGUUCAAACAGAAACCCUUCCACUAGCUUCUGGAAGUCCACAGUCAUCCCCGACUGGUUUCUACCCAAGAGGUGUCUCUCUUCCACUCGAUGACAGCAUGAGCACCUUCAAGCCUCAAACAUUGCAUUCCAAUAACGCAGAUGAUAAAAUGGCGGACAACACAAAAAACAAUUUAGCUCUGAAAAUGCCGAAGCAGUCCACAAGUUUCAAAGAGACCAAUAAUGCAGCUCCACUUCCAAAAAAAGUGAGCAUACCCGCUUCUGCACCAGUAAUCAGCACCCAAGAUCCCUUCAAGGAUAACAUGUGUACGGUAAUAACCGACAUGUUUCCCGGUGAAAACAUUAGUAGUAAAAACAAAAACAACCAUCAUUCAUGCCCUUCGACACCAUUACAAGAGAGUAGUCCAAGCUCAAAAGCAAGAGGUUUCCCUCAACGUUUGUCAUUGUCGAGUCUGCAGUUAGAUGAUAAAACUGCGAGCUCUGCUCCAGAGAGAAAUGAAGAAGCGGAGGUUUCAUCAAAGAAUCCGGAUACAAAAGAGAAUUCAACGGAGCAGAUGAGCAAAAUCCAGACGGAUGAACAAAUAUUGAACAGAGCUGAGCAAGACGAGAAUGACAUUGUAUAUGUUUAGGCAAUGUUUUAGAGUCAGGGGAUAAUGAAACAUACAGUGGAAAAUGUUUUUAAACAAUACAACUUAAAUCAGCAAAUGGUAUGUGUAUGAACUUUGGAAUCCGUUGUUAAUAUCUACCAAAUCAUGAACGCUGUGGUUACGUGUCACGUGAACACAGGAAAUGUUAAAAAGUGUUUUCAUUAUAGGAAGUUUCGGUUUUAGGUGUGGUAAGAAAACCCCUGAGAAUUAUUCUGUGGGAAAAUCCAUGCAAUCUGGUAGGGACUGAAAACCCCUUCCACAUAUUGCCCAAGCAGAGUUCAAACAGGGGUCUUAGAGGUAAAAGGCGAGGAACAAAACAACUAUGCCAACUCGACCAAGUGUUUGCUAGAUUGUUACAAACAAUUGACAAGAAGUAUUUUAAGUUAUCACACAAGCGCAGGUGGAAUACAAAAAAAUAUAGCGCUUCUGCGUCCCAUAUCCAACUCGAAGGCCGAGUUGGAUAUGGGACGCAGACGCGCUAAAUUUUUUCGUAUUUCACAAGCGCGCAUGUGAUAACGAAUUUAUCUUCCAGUCUCACUUGCAACGCGCAAAAUUAAAAAUUUCAGAGCGUUAUUUAACGCG
Messenger RNA from Asterias rubens (European starfish), 3280 nucleotides. Its product is annotated as proline-rich transmembrane protein 4-like. Lineage: Eukaryota; Metazoa; Echinodermata; Asteroidea; Forcipulatida; Asteriidae. The record is from RefSeq and is a predicted model, not a curated record. Bases 545 to 2680 code for a protein of 711 amino acids. The transcript is spliced from 3 exons.